ACUAUUUAUGCUUGUUCGAAAACACACAAUAACAGCAUGCCAUCGUGGCCCUCUAGGCUCUUCUCGGCGGAUAGCGACUCGGGCGGGGUGGUGAGGCACGGGAGGUCCAGGCCUCAACAGGUUUCCGCCUCGACGGGGUGGACGGGGAGUCCUGGACGCAGUGGUAGAGGUAGUGCUAGCGCUGACGGUCUUGCUGAGGAGGGAGGUGGACGAGGGGGUGGUAGGAGUGGUGGUGCGCUGUUUGUGAGCCUCCUUUCUCUCUCUCUCUCUCUGUUUACUUACCCUUUCUGGAGCUUAUCUGACGGGAGGGGGUGUAAUAGGCGACGGGCCAUUGCAUGUGCUGUGAUUGUACGGUUCGAUGGCCAUCAGACUUGAAUGUCUUUAGAUGCACGGUCUGCAUGACCAUCAACGACCUAAAGCCGGUCCCCUCGGGGCCGUCGGGGGCCCCGGAUACUCCGUCGAAGGAAGGUUUGCGCAUACUAUUCUUUAUAACCCUACCUGGGGCCCUUUGACACCUUACUAAUGAGGGCUUCCUCUAUUUUAGUGCCUCCGGUGUCCAUCGCGGGAACUGAGGCUAUAAUAGACAUUUGCGUGGAGGAGUAUCUCGACAUGCGGAAAUGGGUUAAGCAGAUGCCGGUGUAUGCACCCCCACCGCCGCCUAUUGGAGGAAAGGAAGAGGGAUCUAUGCCGUCCACGUCUGCCCCUAGCGUCAUGCCUCCCGUCGGCGAUGUUCUCGGCCCACCGCCGCGGAGGUCGGGGAAAGACAGGGGUGGGGUUCCGGAGGGGUGUGUGCAGGGCUCUUGUGGGGAGCUCGCUAAAAAUAUGUUUAAGCGCUUGGAGGACCACUUGUUUCUAGCGUUUAACGAUUGGGAAUGUCUUAAUGGGAGUUUUGUUAAGGAGCAGAAGGGGCCCGGGGAACGCAACAAAGUCGAGAGGACGGAAAUUAGCGCGGCUGAACAGGGAAGUAGGCCACGGGGGAGUCGGGGGAGGAGGAGAGGGGAUAUAACUCCUACCACAGAGAAUAUUGGGGAGAAGGAAACUAUGUUGUUGAUGGGAAGGGGAAGGGGUGCAAGGGAUAGGGGUUAUAACAAAUCCGGGGGGGUGGAUAGGGGUCGUGCGGAUGCGAAACUUAGUCUUCGCAGUCCCAACAUUGAUUGGGAUGCUGUUAAUGAGUUUUAUGACAUGAUUAUGAAUGCCGGGGGGGAUUAUCCGUUGGAAAGAGCUUUGCAUCGAUCUGGUGGCGGGGAUAAGGGAGAAGGCUCGGGAGGACAGUCUGAAAGGUUGCUCUCCCGAAGGCUGGGGUGGGAAGAUGAGAUCAUGGAGAUAUCACGGGAAAUAGAGGAGGCCAGGAAUAAUGUUGCUGGGGCCUUGUUGAAGGCUACCGAGAGCGUACUCAAACGCCCCAGGCGGCCUCUGAAGAAGCCAGAGGAGGUCAGAUUCUUGCUUAUAAUACUGGCAAAUCCUCUGCUAUAUCCAUCGACCUCCCGGGCAUCUACCAGGCCAAAUGGCGGUAUGGCGUCUUCACCGAACGCCCGCUCACCUCGAACAGUUGGGGAUAGACUCACCGCACCGAAGAGGUACCCUUCUGAUUCAUCUUCCCAUAGUGGGGCAAGUGGUGGUCCGGGGCACCAUGCUGGUAUCAUAAAGCGGAUUCUUGGUUUGUUGUCAAAUCUGCCAAACGAGUGCCAUCAUUUCCUCGUCUCGUGGUUUACAAGGAUGCCGGAAACGCAGUUCCGGCGAUUGAUCGAGCUUGUAGGAAGCUUUAUCACUUAUCGACUGACUAGACAGCAGGGAAGGAAGCGAUUGCAUACAGGUGGGUCUGCGGCGUCAACGUGCGGGCGGUCGUCUUAUCAUGACGAUUGGCAGAUCCGCGCCGCAGCCCGAGUCAUGUCGUUAUUCUUCUCGGCAAACAAUAAUACUGCCGGCCGUCGUUGCCUACUAAGUUCCAGCUAUGGUCUGGCGGAUGAUAAUUUAAGUUAUGGCCAGAUCGCGCGACGUGAGGCGCAGAGGAGGGGUCAGAUUAUCCCUACAAGCGAAUUUUAUAAUAUGAUGCUCGAUUACCACGACCUGAUAGCUGACUUUGACGUCUGGGAAUCGAGGGCGUCGAGGUUUUGCUUUUGUCAGUAUCCGUUUCUAUUAUCUAUGGGGGCCAAGAUAUCUAUUCUUGAGCACGAUGCGAGGAGACAGAUGGAGGUACAAGCUAGACACGCGUUUUUCAAUAGCAUCGCGAGCCGUAGGACCAUAAACCAGUACCUGGUGCUGAAGGUCCGAAGAGAAUGCCUGGUUGAGGAUAGCUUGAAGGGAAUUAGUGAAGGAGUAGGUAGUCUUGACGACAUCAAGAAGGGGCUAAGGAUUGAAUUUAUCGGCGAGGAUGGUGUUGAUGCUGGGGGCCUGAAGAAGGAAUGGUUUCUCCUAGUUGCUCGAGAUGUUUUUGACCCGAACUAUGGUAUGCCUACUCCCCCCCCCCUCUGCGAGUUAUAGGGGUGAUUGAAGGGAGGGCUUAUGGAAUUUAGGUAUGUUUGCCUACGAUGACGAUUCUCAAUACUGCUACUUCAAUCCAAACUCCCUCGAGUCUUCGGAGGAGUUCUUCCUUGUCGGGGUAUUGUUUGGCCUGGCCAUUUACAAUUCCACCAUCCUGGACGUGGCCUUGCCGCCAUACAUGUUCAAGAAGCUCCUUCACUCCAUAACGGCGCACAGUCUCACGGCAUCCUCUGCCCGCCCCCAUUUGCAUCACACUCUCGAGGACCUCGCUGUCUUCAAGCCUUCGCUGGCCCAUGGGCUACGCCAGUUACUCGAGUUUGAGGGAGAUGUCGAGUCGACAUUUUGCCGCGACUUUGUCGUCGAAACCGAAAGGUUCGGACAAGUGACACGCGUACCGCUCUGCCCCAACGGCGAGAACCUACCCGUGACCAAUUCCAACCGUAGGGAAUUUGUCGACCUAUACCUGAACUACCUCCUCAACUCUUCCGUCGCGAAGCAAUUUGAGCCCUUCAAGCGCGGCUUCUUCACCGUAUGCGGCGGAAACGCGCUGUCACUCUUUCGCCCGGAGGAAAUCGAGCUGCUAAUCCGCGGUUCGGACGAAGCACUUGAUGUUUCCGCACUCAAAGCGGUUGCUAUAUACGAUGGCUGGGGUGGUGGGAAUCCAGCCGAGAAUGACCCGGUUGUGAAGUGGUUCUGGAACUUUUUCGAGAGGAUCACGCCAAAAGAGCAGAGGAUGCUGCUGAGCUUUAUUACUGGCAGUGAUCGGAUUCCGGCUAUGGGUGCGACCAACUUGAUCAUCAAGGUGGUUUGCCUGGGACAGGAUAGUAACAGAUUCCCAGUUGCGAGAACGUGCUUUAAUCAGAUUUGCUUGUGGAGGUAUAGGCGCAGGGAGAAGUUGGAAACACUACUCUGGAGGGCGGUGACGGAGAGUGAAGGCUUUGGGCUGAAGUGAUACCCAGCGUGUGGGGGGACGGGAGUAUCUGCGUGCAGGGGGUGAAUGUGCUUAACUCAUUCUUAAUUAUUAGUAACUCUCUUUUUGCUCUUUGUCUUUCCUCUGCCUGUCUGCCUCCCGCUAGUCUGUUUGUCACGAUCCCUGUUAAUUGCUCGUACAUAUGGAACUCACUCGUUUAAUCGAAUCGAAUCUAAUCGGGUUUGCGUACAG
Messenger RNA from Tuber aestivum (summer truffle), 3643 nucleotides. Lineage: Eukaryota; Fungi; Ascomycota; Pezizomycetes; Pezizales; Tuberaceae. The record is from the annotation of a GenBank genome assembly.